Photinus pyralis (common eastern firefly) is the source of this 1248-nucleotide messenger RNA. RefSeq lists its product as uncharacterized. The record is from RefSeq and is a predicted model, not a curated record. Bases 1 to 1248 code for a protein of 415 amino acids. Lineage: Eukaryota; Metazoa; Arthropoda; Insecta; Coleoptera; Lampyridae. The transcript has a single exon.
AUGGCAGUGGCGGCAGACUCGUUAAACAUCUUUCAAAACGUACACUUUGACGAAACUAUAAUCAAGUCAGAUGUCCAUACUUAUCUUCCGUACGGAGGGUCUUCGAACUAUGGGCUUUCCAGUGAAAUCCGUAUAUUAAUUCAAAAUCAAGACCUGGUGACUGCCACAUACGACAGCUUUCUAUACAUAGAAGGAAAAAUUGAAUGGAAUCAGCCUCAAGAAGAGGGUGCGAUCGCAAAGACAUGCAACCUAACGAACAAUUUUGCGGCAUUUCUUUUCGAAGAAAUACGCUACGAGUUGGGGGGUCAGAAAGUAGAUGUAUGUAGGAAUCCGGGUAUUACAUCCUCACUCAAGGGAUACGUAUCGUAUACAGCUACUGAAAGCAAAGGUCUCAAACAUUUGGGAUGGUCGCCCAUGGAUGAGUCCCUUCAAGUAGACUACGUCAAGAGCAACAAGGAGAAGCAUUUCACCGUUUGCAUUCCGUUAAAGCACAUAUUUGGAAGUAUGGAAGACUAUCGUCAAGUUAUCGUAAACAUGCGCCAAGAAUUGGUACUGAUUCGUGCUAGAAGCGAUGCCGAUUGUUACAUGGGCACAGCGAACGAUGCAACAAUAACAUUAACAAAAAUUCAAUGGAAAGUUCCUCACGUGACAGUUAGCGACAGUGCCAAAAUUGGGCUAUAUGAGCGCAUUAACAAGGAUGCAAUAAUUACAAUGCCGUUUCGUCAAUGGGAACUGUACGAAUUGCCCGCUUUGAAACAGGCACAGUCGGAUAUAUGGCCAAUCAAAACGUCAACCCAAUUAGAGAAACCUCGAUGGGUAAUCGUAGCAUUUCAACGUAGUGGAAAAAGGUUUUCGCAUGAGGCGAGAGCGACCAAUUUCGAUAACGUCAAUAUCCGCAAUCUAAAGCUUCAUCUCAAUUCUGAAAGUUAUCCGUACGAAGCGAUGCAUUUAGAUUUUAGUGCCAACAAAUAUAUAACCGCAUAUCAAAACUACGUAAACUUUCGUAGAGAUUAUUACAUCAAGGACGAGCAAGACGCUUUGUUUGAUUAUUCUUAUUUUAAAAGUUGUCCAAUCUUUGUAAUGGAUUGUUCAAAACAAAACGAAUCUCUGAAGCAUUCAACGGUAGAUGUUAGAUUGGAAAUGGAAUCGAUGGAGGCCUUCGAGGCGGGAACCGUUGCUUAUUGUCUGAUCUUGCACGACGCCCUAGUUCAAUACAAUCCUUUGACUGGAGAAGUGAAGAAACUAUAG